Molecule: messenger RNA, 1539 nt
Organism: Hippocampus zosterae (dwarf seahorse)
Lineage: Eukaryota; Metazoa; Chordata; Actinopteri; Syngnathiformes; Syngnathidae
Exons: 7
Coding region: 116-1345 (409 amino acids)
Source: RefSeq, a predicted model, not a curated record
GUGGGAUGUUUUGAAUUCUACCUGAGCAAGUCACCUCAAGAAGGCUCUCGAGAGUGGAUCCUCGCUCACGUUCUUGUUGCAGUCGGAUUGUGAAGUGCAACCAAAGCCAGAGUGAAUGAAUCUGUACAGGAGUUUUGGGAACCUAAUGGAGGCCUGGGUGGCCGAGCAACAUCCGGACCCCGAAUUGCUGGAGGAUAUUUCCAAAGAUUCCCCCUCACGUUCUUCGCAUUCUUAUUCCGCCUUGGAGAAAAAUGCGCGGACAGAAUCGGUGGACUCCGGAGUGGAGACAGCCAGCACUGACACUUUCUUUCCCACCUCGUCAUUGUCCAUGGAUAUGGCAGAGACGGACUCUUUUGCAUCCGGGGCAGGGAAUGACAACCACGUCCCAUUUUUGUCAGAUGGAUCCGCUUCGUUACCCCCUUAUUUGUCACCGCCUGCCCUCUCCCAGCCUACAGACCUCAGAAGAGUUCAGGGAUCCGUAGUCUUUAACCAAAAACUCAGACAAGCUCUCCAGAGAUCCGAGUCCCGGCAAGGUCCUGAGCCGCACGCAAUCGAUCAACGUGAUCAUACCGCUUCUCGACGCAGAACCUCCAUUCUGAGGUCGGAGAGUUUCGGCUCAUGGCAGAUAUCGGGCGUGAGGAAACAAAUCCUGGCUUCCAGAACAAGGAUGGGACCAACGCGGUUGCAAUCGGAGGAUGUCAGAAACCAGUCUGCCGACAUGACUUUGCACCCGCAGGCAGUGGAAGUAAUGGAAGGGAAAAUUCAGCAGGCCCCCCCUGAGGUGUUCUCCACGGGGCUGAGUCCUGGGCUCAGGUACUUGGAGCAGGUGUGCCAAAAAUGGGAGGACGUCGCAAAGCAGCAGUUUGUCAAUGGUGGCAGCAGUGUGGACAGGGCUCGGACUUCCAGCAGCUGUCAAUCAUUAGAGCAGAGUCAGCCACUCACUUUUUACAAGGUUCGGCUGGAGAGCCUUUCAAACAAGGACAAACAGCUCGAGGAAGUUCCGGAAUAUUUUCGACAGAGAUCAGCUUCCGAAACGACCGUGUCGUCAACACAGCCACGUGAGUUUUCAGCAGGAAAGUUUAAGCUGGGCUCCAAAGGGCAUCAGUCGAGUACAUUCAACCGACUUGGCAAGGAGGCUCAGAGCAAUAAAAUACAGGGCGACUUUGCUAAUGUAAGCGCCAAGAACAGGAAGAUCAAGUUGUUGUCUCGGAAGAAGGACGGGCCCAGUCUUCAAAAUACAAAUAGCCAACCGAUGCAGUUCUUUGAAAGUAACGCCGCCCGGCGACAACUCAGCAAACUGAUCAGGAGGAGGUCGAAAACUCUUCCCAUUCAUACCACACAUUGACCAUGGCAGGAAAAGUAACAAUACAUUUAGCUGUAGACAUCUGAAGAUGAUGUAAGUUAUGAUAAAUAUGCAAAAUUUGUCAGUAUUUUGUUUCCUCUAUGGCUGUUAUAUGCAAUACCUUUCACUGCAAAUAUUAUUUCAUUUUAAUGUGUAAAAAGUCAUGAAACAGAUGCAAUAUUUACGAAAUAUACACC